Messenger RNA from Bactrocera neohumeralis, 1345 nucleotides. RefSeq names its product GATOR complex protein NPRL2 (gene Nprl2). The record is from RefSeq and is a predicted model, not a curated record. Gene Ontology annotation, molecular function: GTPase activator activity. Bases 112 to 1290 code for a protein of 392 amino acids. Gene Ontology annotation, cellular component: GATOR1 complex; vacuolar membrane. Gene Ontology annotation, biological process: positive regulation of autophagy; negative regulation of TORC1 signaling; cellular response to amino acid starvation. The transcript has 5 exons. NCBI's taxonomy places the organism in Eukaryota, Metazoa, Arthropoda, Insecta, Diptera, Tephritidae.
AUCAAACGUCAAAUCCAAUUUGUAAAUAAACAAAUAAGAGCAAUUGAGUUGGAGCAUUUUCUUAUCAAUUAUUUACAAAAAUAAUGCAACAGACUUGAAAAUACCUCAAAAAUGCAAGUUAGCACUAAUGACUACUACGAGGACAGUGGCCGAGAGGGGCAAAUACGUUGCAUUUUUCUCAGCGAGUUCCAUGCGACGGCAGGGUGCAAAAUUAGCUGCCAAGUACCAGCUGAUUAUGUCAGCAAGGAAGUGUUUGAUGCCAUAAAUGUUUAUAUUAUCCCGAAGCCGCAUCUGCAACGUUGCAUACUCACAGUGAAUGCGUUGGAUAUAAAAGUCGUCGGCUAUCCAGUGGGCAUUGAGAAUCAACAGAAGUAUGCACGUAAUGCAUUCCUAUUUAAUUUGUGCUUUGUUUGCGAUUCAUGGGCACGUUCGGUGCAGUAUGAGCCGGUGGUCAAGAAAUUGUCGGAAUAUUUGAUAAUGAUGGAAGAAGAGUCAUGCUUUCUAUCGAAAGAGGGCGACCACAAGUUGAAAUUACAAAAAAUCUUUGAAACUGUAAUCAAGGAUUUGAAUGAGAAAAAAGUUACUACUAUUGUGGAGGGCGACACCACUAUUUACUUAAAAAUUGUUAUACAUAAACCUGAUCCACCUGUUGUUAAAGAUCACAUGGUGCCUUUACUAUUGGUCGACUUCAAAAAUACGCCUUUAGACAAGUGGGAUUUGACCACUCAACAGAUUUUUCCAUACAUUAAUGGCAUCAAUCAUAUUGCGCGCAUUGCUGCCGAGGCUGACGUCGAAACCAAUCUCGUAAAGUCGUGCAUACAGAAUUUAGCUUACUACGGUGUCGUACAUCUACUGCCCAUACUUAAAUAUAGCAACGUGUACAUGUGCACACAACACUUGAAGAGUUUAAUCAAGAUGCCCUCACUGAGUCAAGCAUGUCGCAAAUAUGUCGCGCUAAAUUCCGAUAAGACUCAUCCAUCUAUACAGAAAGUCUUCCAAUUUUAUGCGUCCAUGACGCACGGUGUGACGCUGCGCGCCAUUUGUCAGCGUUUAUGUCCACAAAAUUACAAUAUCGAUGAGCGAAAAUUGGUUAUAUUCGGUUUACAGCAUAAAUUCAUACGCUGCAUUCACAAAUAUCCCGUCUUUACUGGUUCCGUGCCCUCCGGCAGGCAAAAAAUGUAUACUGGGCUUUCUAGUUUUGAUGAGAUUUGCUGUAAAACCGGUCUAUCGCCGUUAGAUAUUGAAAGAGACAUCGAUAAGGAUACAAAUGUAACGGUGAUAUGGAAAUAAAUGGCUGAAAUUUUUGGAUUUUGUUAAUAAUAAAUAUGUAAUGUACUAAAACUGA